Molecule: messenger RNA, 4094 nt
Organism: Larimichthys crocea (large yellow croaker)
Lineage: Eukaryota; Metazoa; Chordata; Actinopteri; Sciaenidae
Exons: 4
Coding region: 1194-1739 (181 amino acids)
Biological process (GO): cilium assembly
Cellular component (GO): TRAPPII protein complex
Molecular function (GO): alpha-tubulin binding
Source: RefSeq, a predicted model, not a curated record
ACACACAUACAUAUACACACGUUUCCUUUGUGAUAACUAUUAUAAACAGUACUGGUAUCAAACGUCUUUUUUUCAUUUGUCUAUAAAAUCAGCAUUUUAACCCCCCCAAAAAUCCAGUGCACGCGGGCACGUUUACAUGCACGCACGUGCACGUUGCGGCUCCGUGUGGGAACCCUAUGUGGGCUUUCUCUGCUUAAACAUAAUCCGUGCGUGCAUGUAUAAUGAAAUCAUAGCUGACAAAUGUAAAUACUACUAAAAUUGAAUAACUUACCUAGAGACUCUUUAAGCUUGCUGCUUCUUCCAAAAGUUUCUGUCCACGCAGUUGCUGGAAAGUCCUGCUCUACUGAGCAUGUGCAAAGCCACGCGCUGCGUUUACUUCAGGAGUACAAGUUCACUUUACUCACAUGAGCUUAGUUUUAUAACCCUUUCAGGCAAAACGAGUAUCUUACUGACAUGACAUGAGUUCAAUCAACAGGAUAGUGAGAAAUAAGUAAAGUACACAAAUGUAAUUUAAGUGAGCAUAGGUAUUACCUUUUAGAGUGAAUAGUGUGAAGAAGCUGCCGUGAUGACAUAACACAAACAUAAAUGGAAUCAGUGCUAAUGUUAGGAAGCUAGAUUAUUUGUUUAGUUUGUCUGUUCUGUGCUCCUGUACAAACAUGGUGAUUGGAUGUAGGAUCCGUGACUUCACCUACAGGUUUCUGAAGAGCUGCUGUGAAGCUCAGUGUGGUAGCUCUUAUGGUCUCUGUCUUGGUUCUCCUGCCUCUGCAGGGACAGGCGUGGUCAAAGAGGCAGAUCUUGGGUGGAGCUGAGGCAGGCUGAAAGAAGCCUGGUUGCUCAAUCAAGCCAAAUGUGAUGGCAUCCACCUGUCAAUCAAAGUCUUGUAUAUAAAUUCACCCUCAGUACAGUUGUCAACAGUUUUUUGUACCAGGCUGUAAACAUGUUUAUUUCUGCUGUGAGAACGUGAAUGUGAGAACCUGCUACAAAGAGUCUCAUUAGUUAAUCACUUCCAAUCACUUCUGUUUUUUUUCAUUCUUCCUAUGCAGAUGUUUCACAAUAAUAGCAACUCCCCUUGGCUUAGCUGAGCAAACACAAACAGCACAGUGGGAGUGAUUGGAAUGUAUGUGUUUGUUCAUUCAUCAGUAUAACACGAGUCAUGCAGCUCUCUGUCUUAACCUACAUUUUCUUUCUCCUUCAUGUGCUCUCCUCUGCCAACUGGUCCCAACCUGCAUCCACCUAUCUGUUCAUCAGCUCAUAGAGAAGGUCAGCAGGACUCCAGGGCGGGGCCAGUGUUGUGCCAAUCUCCCCUCAACCACCUGGGACAGUGUAGGAAGGGCUCCACCCUCUCCUUCACCGUGGCCUUCCAAAUCCUUAAGACUGGACUCUUUGAGUUGAGCCAGCAUAUGAAACUGAAGCUGCAGUUUACAGCCUCUGUGUCUACUCCUUCCAUGGAACCACGAUCACCACUGAGGAACUCUCCAUCAUCUUCAGCCAGAGAGCUGCUGGAAAGACGCAGCCCGGGACGAUCUCAGAGCUUCUCCCACCAACACCCAACCAGGUCACACCACGUCAGGUCAGGCAGCAUGAUGGAGAACCGGACCAUCACCCCUCCUGUAGGUUCUCCAAUGGGCAGAAACCUCUACCUGCCCCCUGAGCACACCGUCAUUCCACUGGACAAAAUAGCCAAGAGAGAGUGUAAGGUGUUAGUGCUGGAACCAAUCCAAGAGGCACACAGCAGAUGACCUGCAGAGGAAGACACAAACAUCAGUGUUCAGUGAUGAGGACACAUUCAGAGAGAAACAAUGUGGUGGAGUCAACAGACCGGGAUGGAGUGAUGGCAGCUGAAUGGGGUGGAGAGGAUCUCUGAGAUGAUGACUGGAAAAACUCUCUUUGGUUUAUCAUGUUACGGUUUAUCAUUUCAUGCUCCCUCAGAUCAGAAGUUUCAAGUAUCUGAUUUUAUUUAUUUUUUAUUUGCACUUUUUUUACUUUCCUUCAAGCCUUCGUUUCAUUUCACAAAGGGCUCAUUUUGUUGCCUUCCUCUGCUCAGUUUGUUUGUUUUUUCUUGUUGUUUCUCUGCUCUUCUUGUGGGAUAAAUUCACAAAUUCCCAGUUCGCAUGCUUCUGUCAGGUCUGGGAGCACAAAUUAUAAGCUGAUAGAUCCAGUGGUUGGUUUUGUGCUUGAUAGUUACAGUCCAACAUUUUGUUAAAUACAUUUGUUUGGCUGUCAGAUAAGUCUGAAAAUCUGAAAACAUAGACUGUCAAACAGUUUCCACCCUCCACAUGACACAGCCCUCUCCUGUUUCAGUGUGACAAUUCAAUUCAAGUUUAUUUAUAGAGCACCAAAUUAUAACAAAAGUCUAUCUCAGGAUACUUUUCAUAAAAAGCAGGUCCACAUUAUAAUCUUUACCGAGACACAACAGGUUCCACCAUGAGCAAUGCCCUUGGAAGAACUUAACUGGCCUGUACAUACCUGACCUCAUCCAACCCCUUUGGGAUGAACUGGAACACAGACUGAGCCCAACCUAAGUGAGAACAAAUAUCUGCAGGUUCUGACAUCUGGCAGAAAAACUACAAAAAGUGUGGAGGUGUUCAAGGAAGACAAAACUGUCACGAUUGUUGAUUAGCAAAUAGUUCCAACAUUAACAGUUCCAUGGACAAGAUACAACAUGUUAACAGACAGCUUUGGGGUUGGUGGAUGGUACAUUUUUGUCUCUUGACAGAGCUAGGCUAGCAGUUUCCCUCUGCUUCCAGUCUUUGUGCUAAGCUAAGCUAAGCUAAAUGUGUUCUGAACUCUUUCUAUGUUGUAAUACAGUAUAGCAAUACUGUCCCAAAAUGUCAGACUACUCCUUUAAAUAAAGCGGGACAGAUGCUGCUCUGUAGGUUAUCUUACUGUUCAACGUCACAUCCUGUCACAUAUUUUAGUAUGAAUAUCUGAAGCUGUCUCUGUUCAAAUGUAAAGAUGAUUGGUGAUAGUAACAUUGAUGGAUUAAAGGUUACACAAAUCAAAUGUUUUUUUGUGGUACAAAAUGUUCUGGGUUCUCUCUGGGUGACAGCUGUGUUGCCUUACUCCUUUCUUAUAGGAAGUGGUUUGCAUUCCUGACACUUUGGAAAAAGUCUAUUAAGUCUAUUUGAAUGUGAGUGAUGCAGCCUACUACAUUAGUCUUUACACUGGCUGAUUGAUUUCAGUCUAAUUAUCUAUUUAUUUUGAAUGUUUGUUCUGUAGAGUCAAGCGUUAAACUGAUGGUUUUUGUCUUUUAUUUGACCCCUCACACACACUCCAGUGUACUAGCACUUUUUACAGUGUAGUCUCCACAUUUCAUUGUCCCAUAAUUCAAACCAGAAGUCUAGCAUAUGUUACAUACAAGCUGACAUUUACCCGCACGGGUAACAUGAGCCUCAUGUUCCUGUCGAGGAAACAUGGUCCAACUGGUCUGAGAGAUUGUUGUUGGAUUACUGCUGUUUAGAGCCAGUGCUUUGUGUUGACAUUCCAUUUCUUUUCUGUUUCUAAAAUACACAUUUAAGUAUUUUAAGGUUUACUGUGUGAGAUUCUUAACAUUGAUAUUAUAGGAACCUUUGAAGUGCCUGAUUAAUGAAAUGAUCACUUCCUCAGGUAGUGUUUAGUGAGUUCAUGAGCUGUGAAAGGCAGGUGAAUAUAUUUCAUCCAAUUUCACAGACUUAAACUCUCCAUGUCAUGUUUUCUCUAAAGUGUUCUGUUGUGGUCAGUAAAAAAACUAGCAUUAAAGCUGGGCCACACUGUCUACAUAUCUGAUUAUUUUGGGGGUAUUUCUGUCCUUUAUUGGACAGUUUAAUAGGAAGAUGGGAAACAUGGGGAGAAAGAGAAGGUAUGACAUGCCACGAUCAGUACAGUAUCUUAUGGAAAGUGUUGGAAGAGUUCAUCCUCUGGAACCAUGGAUGUGCCCUGUGAAUGUCACUGUGAUUAUUCUGCUCAUCAGAUGAUGACUUUGAUGUAUACAAGUGCAAAUGUCGGAAGAACAGUCCACAACAAAUACUGUGUAAAUCUGGACCAAGGUUUUAGUUCGAGGUAAUCUGGAGCCAAGGUAAAGGCUCAUUGAAGUUAUAGGAACCUUCCUGUGAGAA